Messenger RNA from Sorghum bicolor (sorghum), 1983 nucleotides. RefSeq names its product mitogen-activated protein kinase kinase kinase 2. Gene Ontology annotation, biological process: protein phosphorylation. Bases 481 to 1968 code for a protein of 495 amino acids. The transcript has a single exon. Gene Ontology annotation, molecular function: protein kinase activity; ATP binding. Lineage: Eukaryota; Viridiplantae; Streptophyta; Magnoliopsida; Poales; Poaceae. The record is from RefSeq and is a predicted model, not a curated record.
GAGGUCCAUGCCUAUCCGUCGGGCCGUCCACACCACAGACCACACCGCAUUUACGCACGAGCGCGUGGCCGCGGGGGAGAGACUUGCUUCCCACGCCUUUUUUUGGUAGUGGCCUCCGUAUCCAUCGAUUUUCCUCCUAAAAUCCUAAUAAUCUCCCCCGCGCGCGCCGCGCUUUUGCCACACGCCAAACACCUUCCUCCAUGUUCUAAACUUGCAAUCCUUCCUAAUCCCGGUCCCCAAGCACAAGCAUCCUCCUCUAUCUAUCCACCACCACCCCUAUAUAUAUAUAAACGCACCUGGCACCAGCCACAAAAAGACUCAGCACGAGGCUACGAGAGCAAGGCAAGGCCAGCUCGAGACAAGGCUUGGCCAACAGAAACAACCACCACCACCAACAGCAGCAGAGGCACCGAAGCAACAACAAAGGCGCACGCGAGAAACAAGAACAAGGCGGAUCGCAGCAACAACUGCAAACUGCGCAUGGCGAUGGCCGUGAGCGCGGAGAGGUGGACGCGGGUGCGGACGCUGGGCCGCGGCGCGUCCGGGGCAGAGGUGUUCCUGGCCACCGACCACGAUUCCGGGGAGCUGUUCGCGGUCAAGUCCGCGCCGGCGUCGUCGGCGGGCGCCGCGGAGCUGCUGCGGCGGGAGCGGGGGAUCAUGGCGGGCCUCCGCUCGCCGCACGUCGUCCCUUGCAUCGGCGGCCGUGGCGGGCGCGACGGCUCGUACCAGCUCUUCCUCGAGUUCGCGCCCGGCGGGUCGCUGGCCGACGCCGUGGCCAGGAAUGGCGGCGGGCGCGGGCUCGAGGAGCGCGCCGUCGCGGCGUACGCGGCCGACGUGGCCGCGGGCCUCGCGUACGUCCACGGGGCAGGGCUCGUGCACGGCGACGUCAAGCCGCGGAACGUCGUCAUCGGUGGCGACGGCCGCGCCAUGCUCGCUGACUUCGGGUGCGCGAGAUCGGCGGAGGCCGUCGGCGGGCCGAUCGGAGGCACGCCGGCGUUCAUGGCGCCGGAGGUGGCGCGCGGGGAGGCGCAGGGACCACCCGCUGACGUCUGGGCGCUGGGAUGCACCGUCAUCGAGAUGGCCACCGGCCGCGCGCCGUGGCGCGGCGUGGACGACGUGCUCGCCGCCGUGCGCCUCAUCGGGUACACGCACGCCGUCCCUGAGGUGCCCCGGUGGCUCUCCGCGGACGCCAAGGACUUCCUGGCCAGAUGCCUGGCGCGGCGCCCCAGCGACCGGGCCACGGCGGCGGAGCUCCUCGAGCACCCGUUCAUCGCCUCCGCCAGCGGCAUCUCCAACUGCCGGGCGGCGCUGGACCUGGACGCCGCCGCCAAGGGCAGGUGGGUGUCGCCGAAGAGCACGCUGGACGCGGCAUUCUGGGAGUCCGACAGCGACGACGACGAGCACGACGUGGUGUCGGCACAGAGCACCGCCGAGCGGAUCGCGGCGCUGGCCUGCCCCGCUUCGGCGCUGCCGGACUGGGACUCCGACGAGGACUGGAUCGAUGUGCUGUCCACACCAGCCGAAGCAUCGUCGUCCGACGCGACGAACGCGCCGGCGGACGAGGAGGUCCCUUACCUCGACGACGGCGGUGCCGGAACCGAGGAAGAAGUGGCGAGGGCAGAGGCCGCCGAGUCCCUCGACAUUGACGUCGACGGCGCCCACAAUGUAGGAGAAGCUGACGCUUCACCUGAUCACGAGUGGCAUCUCCGUGUCAGUUCACCCUGUGUUGGUGAAACUCCAUGUAAAUUACUGUGUGACACAAACAAUGCAAUGGAUUUCGUUCUUGCCCCAAUUCUGCUCUGUUCAUCAACCCCGUUUUGGAUUUCCAGAAUUUUUCUUCUUUUCGUUUCAAAAAAAAUCCUCCCUUUCUGGCAUAAAGAAUCGCGGACGCGAACAUUCCUGUUAGCUGCUUUCGAAUUCACACGUAAAAUUCACCGCUGCGCUGCGCGUACAGGUGUAAAACCGUGAGGACACCAGUCUUUU